UGUCGUCAACUCUGUGAAGGCAGCAUCUCAGUCACUGCUCCGUUGGCUGACAGUCUCGCCAUUCACCGAGCAGCCCGCCCCGCAGCUCUGAGAGCGGCAUGGCAACGGCGAGGAGACGGGGGGAGAAGGUGCAAUGAGGUGUGAUGUCCAGUUCAAUCGGACCAGAGAGAGAGAGAAAGAGCAGCAGCAGCAGUAGCACUAUUUCCACUCCUCGCUGACUGAGGAAACGCACCGUGUGGUACCUCGGCCAGUCAGCUCUCUCUCUCUCUCUCUAUCUCUAUCUCUCCUCCUCUCUCUCCCUCUCUCACACACAUACACACGCUGAUGAAACGAUGCCCCACCGCCGCCGGUCCGCACCGUCGCUACCGCUGACCAGGUGUUGGACCAAAGAACAGGGACGUCGUUAACGUGACAGAAGAUAAACUUGUAUGUAUGUGCUGUGCGCCCUUCACCCUGGUCCCGUACGCAGACGAUCGAGAAGAUGCUGAGCCGACUGAUGAGCAGCAGCAUCAGGAGUCUGGACAGGGAAUGCAACUGCACUGUGAGACUGCUGGACGAUUCGGAGUACACCUGCACGAUUCAGCGGGAUGCCAAGGGGCAGUACCUGUUCGACCUCAUUUGCCACCAUCUCAACCUGCUGGAGAAGGACUACUUUGGCAUUAGAUAUGUUGACCCAGACAAGCAGAGGCACUGGUUGGAGUUUACAAAGUCAAUUGCCAAACAAAUGAAAUCUCAGCCUCCAUUCACUAUGUGUUUGCGUGUCAAGUUUUACCCACCUGACCCUGCUGCCCUGAAAGAGGAAAUCACCAGAUAUCUCGUCUUCCUGCAGGUUAAGAGGGAUCUCUACCAUGGUCGCCUCCUGUGCAAGACAUCAGAUGCUGCUCUAUUGGCUGCCUACAUAUUACAAGCUGAAAUUGGUGACUAUGACCCCGGGAAACACCCAGAGGGCUACAGCUCCAAGUUCCAGUUCUUCCCCAAGCACUCAGAGAAACUGGAGCGGCGGAUUGCUGAGAUCCACAAGACUGAGCUGAUAGGUCAGACUCCUGAAACAUCAGAGCUCAACUUCCUCCAGAAGGCUCAGAUGCUGGAGACAUAUGGAGUGGACCCUCAUCCAUGCAAGGAUGUGUCUGGCAACCCAGCUUUUCUGGCUUUCACUCCUUUUGGAUUCACUGUGCUGCAAGGAAACAGAAGGGUCCAUUUUCUCAAAUGGGAGGAGGUGACCAAACUCAAGUUUGAAGCAAAGACAUUCCAUAUAUAUGCAAAUCAGAAGGAGGAUAAGAAAAUCAUACUCACUUACUUUGCACCUACACCUGAGGCCUGUAAGCAUCUGUGGAAGUGUGGAGUCGAGAAUCAGGCCUUCUACAAGUUGGAGAAGUCAAGUCAAGUCCGCACUGUGUCCAGUAGUAACCUCUUCUUCAAGGGUAGUCGUUUCAGAUACAGUGGGAAGGUUGCAAAGGAAGUAAUGGAACAAAGUGCCAAAAUUAAAAGAGAUCCCCCUGAGAUUCACAGGGCUGGCAUGGUGCCAAGUAGGAGCUGUCCAUCCAUCACCCACGGCCCUCGUUUGACCAGCGUGCCCAGGACCCGACGAAGAGCUGUACACAUCUCCAUCAUGGAAGGUCUGGAGUCCCUACGAGACAGUGCCCACUCCACGCCUGUGCGCUCUGUCUCCCACGGCGACUCCUUCAUGUCUUCCCGGGGCCACAUGAUGGACGGCAGCGAGGCAAGUACAUCGGCAGUCAUCUCUGAUGAGGCCUACAGCCCCUCGGACAGCGUGCUGCCCACGCCCGUGGCCGAGCACGGCAUGGAGAUGCCUCUGGCCCGCCACCUCAACGGCUCUCCCUGCAGCAUCGACGAGGAGAAGGAGUCAGAGGCAGGGACGUCGAAGGAAGGGCAGGCGGCAGAGUUCAGGCUCGGCAGGAGAGCGCUGCGUAUGGUCAGGAGCAGGCAGUCACCACAGAGUGACGUAGAGGAUCUGAACAAGUUCGUCCUGAGCGUGUUGCGUCUGUUCCUGGUUACCAUCGGACUGCUGUUCGCCCUGCUGCUGCUCCUCAUCAUGCUGACAGAGUCAGACCUGGACAUUGCCUUCCUGAGAGACAUCCGCAAGACACCCGAAUUCCAGCAGUUCCACUUUGAAUACUUCUGCCCUCUGCGGCGCUGGUUCGCCUGUAAGUUACGAUGGAUGGGAGGUUUCCUCAUCAGCAAGUGAGGCGAGGUGGACGACACAGAGAAUGAAUGACACAACACAGGCCUCCACUGAUGGAGACAGGACACGUACAAACAGACAAGACGAGUCAGGAGAGAGGGUGAGAGGAGGGAAAAGGAAAAAAGAUGGCAGCCCUGUUCCCAAUAUGAACUCAGCUUCUUCCAGGAAGGAGUUCCUGUCACACGCCACGGACUGUCCCCUGAAUAGCCUUGUUUAUUAUGUUUGACCAUCACUGCGAGGAAAGAAAAUCACAUUUUACUUUUGGAAAUAUCAUUGUUUUUACACAAAAUCACAGCAACAGGGUUUAAUUUAAACAUCGAAAGGGACAAGCAAGUCUGUCAGACUUCACUUAUUCAAUAAUAGUUGCCUUUAUUUUUGUAUUAAUUUAUAUGUUGUAACAUUAUUGUAAGACAGAAUAACCUGAUGUGUUGGGGUGUGUGUGUGUGUGUGUAGUGUGACCUUAGAGUCUGAGUUAAGUUUUGAGAGAUGGCGAGAUGAUUGGGGGGGGGGCAGUCUAGCUCAUCCAAUUUUCUCAUAUCAAAGCCAACAACGACAUUCACAAAUGUUAUUAUUAUGGUUGCUGCUAUGAGGCUACUAACAGCUGUGUGGAGUUGUAACAGAAUGGGGGGUUAAAGAAAGUGUGAAAUGGAAAACUGAGCAGCACUUAGCGAAUGUAGAUCAGUCCUGAGUCAAAUGAUAUUUUCUGCACACUUGGAAGUAACUGACAGCUUCUUUGACCAUCCUAAAUUCUCCUACCACACAUCUGGCUCAAACAAGUGCUAAGAAUUAGCCACAGUAGAGAUUUGACUUAGGAGUGAAGUCGGUGCUGCCCUGUCAGAAGCCUUGAAUGACUUUUUUUGUAAGAAGUGUGACUUAGUUUGUGGUCAGACAUCUGUUAAAGGUGUGCUCACGUUACCAUUUUUUUUGUCCAGAGCACCAAUGAAGUUUCAUCGUCCAAUGACUAUAAGCUUUUGUAAGGAUAUAAGUAAGUAAUGGAGGUGGUAGGUUUACAGAUUUUAUUAAAUAGCAGCCAAAUAACACUAAUAACUACAAUCAAUUUCUGUGUGUAAGGAACAGUCAUCACUUUGCCGUAGUUACUUUUACAGUAGUUGUAAAAGUGAUGGGAGCUAUGUGAGCUAGCGCUGUAGUGAUAGUGAAGUGUUCGGUUAGCUCUUUGACUCCCACACUCUGUAGGAGGAGUUUAUCUUGAUGUGCAAUACUGUUAAUAUUAAAAAAAAAAAAAACAAGAUCCUUUCCAUGAUGGGAAAUUUGACCUUGUUUUACCUUUGUAAAGUGCAAAAAAUUAGUGCUAUUUCCCCACAGUAUAGCGUUAAGAGAGCUAACAUAUUUGUUUUUUUAGUUCAAGACCCAUGUUCCAUUUUCUGUUCGGCCCUGUUGUGUUCAAAUUGAUGCAUUUAUCUGUAAAGGCUAAAUAUAUUUAAAUAAUGUUUCCCAUUUUUGUACAAACUGAUGUCUGGUUAACACAUGGAGAUUUCCUCACAGUGACUUUUAUUGGACUUGAAGCAUUAUUUUUUACAGUGGAUAUAUAGUUUUCAGCCCUGCACUCGCUUACAACAGAGCCUAAGAGAAGUCAUGUUUACGUCCUACUGCAAUCUUCAUCAUCGCACCUACCAAAGAAACCUCUGUUGUCUGAUAUCUCUUGUCAGUUCACGUCAACAGAUGGAAACUCUUGAUAGUCUGCUGUCCUCCUCCAGCCUUAUUGUGUUACUUCACAGGUUAGCCUACAGCCCGGAGCAAUCAACAGCAUCAUUUAACACCAUUAGUCAGUUUGUGACAGUUAACUCUCAACAAAUCUGCAAAUGGUUCAUUAAGGUAUACUGUAUGUAGGUGUAUAUGCUGUGUGCCAGUGGUAAUUCUAGGCUGACAGCAGGUAUACAUUGUUGUACCUGGAAAAAAAUAAAUAAAUAUAUGGAUGUAUUAUUUAUGCAACAAGGUUUAGGAUAGUGAUUGGUUGAGGGGUUUAGGAUAUGCUGGUGUCCAGGGGCAGUUUGGAAAAUCACUUAUCUAAUAUUCAAAUCUUUCCUAAAAACUUCCACAGGUUCAAAGUUAAUAUGAAAACAGUACUUGAGAAUCCCUGUAGUAUUAAAUGCCAGGCUUUAAAUGUUGUUAUUUUUGUACAGUACUGACAUUUUCAAAUUCAACAAUGGUGAAAUGACCAGAAGUAUGAAUAACUCUCAGUCUUUUUUCCCUUUUAGUGCAGAGUUGUAUGAGUUCAGAGUAACAGAAAUAUUGACUGAUAUAUUUAUAUUCAGUAGAAAAAAAACAGAUUUUACAGUCGAUGGUUAGACUUGAUAAAUCACUGAUUGUAUUUGCUUUAAUUCAGAUGGUGCUUGGUGGUUUUUGAUUUACGUGUUAUGUGAAAGGUACCGGUUGAGGCUGAAAAUUAGCUUUUUACCUCCUCUAAUUUGUACUUUAAAGUCUCAUUUUAUGUUCACAUGUGAAAAAAAUUCUGACAUAAUUUGAGCAAUAAAUAUUACAAAUAAUGUAAUGAGUAGUAAUAACCAUGAAUUGCAAACUAAUGUUCGUCUCUGUCUGCUAGACAUGAAAAAAUGUCUUUCGAAUCCUCUCAGAAGGUAAAACAGCCUGUAGAUGCAUGUGUGAUGGGAAUCACUGUUCCCUGAUUACCCACAGUGGCAGGUUAACGCUCUGUGGUACACUGAUACUUCUCCAAAUCAAGUUUUCAUGUAAAUCCUGUUUGGUUGUUGCCUAAUACUAGACUGCUCUUCUUUGACUCAUUUUAAAGAAAUAAAUGCAAGUUUUCUUGUGAAAGUACAUGUAAAUGAACUGAACAUCUGAGGAAAAGUUAAGUGAAACACCAUCUUCACUUGACUUUGAAACAGAUUUUACCACAAUGAAAGUGGAGUGGUUUGUAUUUUUUAGCCAAUUUAAAAACAGCAGAAGUAGCAUACUCAACUACCUGAAUCUUUCUUUGUGCAAUGCAGUUCAUUUUGUUUCUUUUUUUUUUUGUAUUGCUAAAAUGUGUUUCAGAUCACAUGAACUGGCACAUUGAUAGAGGGGUGACAGUUCCAUUGACAGGCAACUCUCUGUAUUUGUUUUACUGAGUUAUGUAAACAGGAAUAAAGCCUCAGAUGUGGUCUUGCUGUAAGCUUCCUUCCUGUACCAUGGUCCCGCACAUGGAAAUGUCUCUGUAAGCAUGUGUUCUGCAUUUAUUACCUCCCAACAAGGCUGCUUAUUUCCAAUCACUGACUGAAGACUGGUGUACUCUAUUUAUGAAUAAAUAUAAUCUAUUCUUGACAUCUA
Messenger RNA from Lates calcarifer (barramundi perch), 5485 nucleotides. RefSeq names its product FERM domain containing 5b (gene frmd5b). Gene Ontology annotation, cellular component: cytoskeleton. The transcript is spliced from 14 exons. Bases 482 to 2206 code for a protein of 574 amino acids. Lineage: Eukaryota; Metazoa; Chordata; Actinopteri; Centropomidae. Gene Ontology annotation, molecular function: cytoskeletal protein binding. The record is from RefSeq and is a predicted model, not a curated record.